Clunio marinus is the source of this 231-nucleotide messenger RNA. The record is from the annotation of a GenBank genome assembly. NCBI's taxonomy places the organism in Eukaryota, Metazoa, Arthropoda, Insecta, Diptera, Chironomidae.
AUGAAAAUCGUUCAAUUUGGACGAUUGUUUAUGCAAGUUGUUGCUGUAAUCGAAAUGGAUAAAAAAAGUAAACAAAGCGAAAAAGAACCACCAAGUAAACAACUGAAACCCCUCAAGACGACAAAAAUCUUUAUACAUUUCCGUUGUGUAACAGAAGCCGCUUGGACAUCUCUUUGGUUGUUUCUCUCGCUUAAUCAAAAUAGCGAUCGAGACGAAGCCAUUAUAAAUUAA